AGCAGGGACACACUAUGGGGGGGAACUUUGUUACUAUGAAACUUAGAAAUAUUCGCAAAAUAUUGUUAUAAUUAUCAAUAUCCCUCGUGAAUCAAUAACCUGCCCCUAGGGUUUGAGGUUUUUAGUUUAGUUAGCCCGGAAAGGGCUUCUUCACUCACUAUUCUUACACUUUUUUUGAAAGAAUGUGUGAGACAGACAGUUAGCCAGCCAGCUAGCUAGCUAGCUGAGAGGUGAUACAGGCGGCAGGAGAACAAAAGAUUUUUUUUGCGUUUUGGCCGGUUGAACUGACACCAAGUCCAUGCAGAACGUGUCAUUACCAUCACAAUGCCCGUUUUACUUUUUCUGAUAGACACGUCCGCUUCAAUGAACCAGCGCACCCAUCUGGGCACUACCUUUCUGGACAUAGCAAAAGGCGCUGUUGAGACUUUUAUGAAGCUCAGAGGGAGAGACCCGGCCAGCCGAGGGGACCGGUACAUGUUGGUAAAUUUUGAAGACGUCCCCUUCGGGAUAAAGGCUGGAUGGAAAGAGAGCCACGCCACAUUCAUGACAGAGUUGAGGAACCUGCAAGCAGCCGGACUCACAGCUAUUGGCCAUUCCUUGAGGACCGCUUUUGAUUUACUCAAUCUCAAUAGAUUAGUGACUGGGAUAGACAACUAUGGACAGGGAAGGAAUCCCUUUUUCCUCGAACCCGCCAUCAUAAUCGCCAUCACCGACGGUAACAAGUUGACCAGCGGCGGGGGAGUCCAAGACGAGCUCCAUCUGCCUCUGACCACGCCGCUGCCGGGGAGCGAGCUGACCAAGGAGCCCUUCCGCUGGGACCAGCGUCUGUUCGCUCUGGUGCUGCGCAUCCCGGGCAACGCUUCAGUGGAGCCCGAACCCCUCGGUGGUGUCCCGCCGGACGAUUCUCCAAUCACCCCCAUGUGUGAGGUCACUGGAGGUCGUUCCUACAGCGUGUUCUCGCAGCGUAUGUUGAAUCAGUGUCUGGAGUCUCUGGUGCAGAAGAUCCAGAGUGGAGUGGUGAUAAACUUUGAGAAGACCGGGCCUGACCCGCCUCCGUUAGAGGAUGCUCCAGCUGAGGCGGUGAAGUCCGGCCUGCAGUCUUGGCACUGUUGUCACAAGCUGAUCUACGUACGACCCAACCCUAAAACCGGUGUCCCCAUCGGUCACUGGCCCAUCCCUGAGGCCUUCUGGCCGGACCAGAACUCUCCCACGCUGCCCCCCCGCUCGGCCCACCCCCACAUUCGUUUCUCCUGUCUGGACUCGGAGCCCAUGGUGAUCGACAAGGUGCCCUUUGACAAGUACGAGCUGGAGCCUUCGCCUCUCACGCAGUACAUUUUGGAGAGGAAGUCCCCGCACACCUGCUGGCAGGUGUUUGUGUGUAACAGUGCCAAGUACAGUGACCUGGGCCAACCCUGCGGCUACCUAAAGGCCAGCACCGCUCUGAACUGUGUCAACCUGUUUGUGAUGCCCUAUAAUUACCCCGUGCUUCUGCCACUUCUGGAUGACUUGAUCAAAGUGCACAAGUUCAAGCCGACCAUCAAAUGGCGGCAGUCCUUUGAGAACUACCUGAAGACCAUGCCUCCAUAUUAUAUCGGGUCUUUGAGAAAGGCUCUGAGAAUCAUGGGAGCACCGAACCUGCUGGCCGACAACAUGGAGUACGGCCUGAGCUACAGCGUCGUCUCCUACCUGAAGAAGCUCAGCCAACAGUCAAAAACCGAGUACGACCGGCUGAUUGCAUUGAUUGGUAAGAAGCAGCAACCCGAGGCCGGCAUCAAGGUGCGUUGGCGAGGCGGAGGGAUAUCUCUGGCCCAGCGCAGGGACUUCAUCCAGCAGCUGCAGAGUCUCUCUGGAGAGGCUCCACCUCUGCCCCUGGAGCUCAACCCCAAAGAGUUCCAGGGCUUUCAGCUGGCACUGCUCAACAAGGGCCUGAAGCCGCAGAGCUUUAGGAACCCUUACGACAUCCCCCGCAGCCACCUGCUGGACCAGCUCAGCCGGAUGAGGAGGAACCUGCUGAACACCACCGUCUGUACGCUCAGAGGGCACGACUCCGACCAGCUCCACAGCGUGCCGAUCGCUCAGAUGGGAAACUACCAAGACUUCCUCAAAGCUGCUCCUCAGCCUCUUCGAGACGCAGACCCCGAGCAGCCCAAACGUCAGCACACAUUCGGCAACCCCUUCAAACUGGACAAGAAGGGCAUGAUGAUCGACGAGGCGGAUGAGUUUGUGACCGGCCCUCAGAACAAAGGGAAGAGACCAGGAGACAGCAGCAACAUGACGGGCGGAGGGCCGAAGAGACGGCGCUGCAUGUCACCUCUGCUGCGUCUGGGCAGAGCCUACACCCCCCCAGUGACCCCGCCCGCCAGCCCUCGACCAACAGACGUGGACAUGAUUGACGGAGCAUCUGAACCGGAGAUGAUCAUCAACCACUUGGAUCAGAACCACUACGGCUCAGACGAGGACUCGGAGGCGGAUCUUCCCUCGCCCGUCGACAACCAGGAGAACCACACGGCCGUGGACCCCGAGGACCCCCGGGACAGGGACGAUGGCGAGGACGGGGACAAUGGCGAGGGCAAGGAGGACGAGGAGGAGGAGGAGAACGGGCAACCCGGGGUGGACGAGCUGCCGCCGGGCAUCGAGGAAGGAGAUGAGAUGGUGCUGAUGGACGAUCAGCCGCCUCGCUACAUGUCGCCUACAGCUCUGAAGAAGCACAUUCACAUCGAGACGACGAAGGUCAACAACGAGCUGAGGACGCUCAUCAACAAGGAGAUCAGAAAACCUGGAAGACACUACGAGAAGAUCUUCCUCCUGCUGAAGCAGAUCCAGGGCACUCUGGACACCCGACUCAUCUUCCUCCAAAACAUCAUUAAAGAGGCGGCCAGGUUCAAGAAGCGCGUUCUCAUCGAGCAGCUGGAAAACUUCCUGGAAGAGAUCCACAACAGAUCCAAUAACAUGAACCACGUGGACACGCUCUGAGACUCAAACUGAACUCACCGAUGAACCCGACAAACCCUCCACAUCCCUCUGAACCCACCCGCCUCCCUGUACCACGGCCGCCACGGAGACGGCGUCCAGCUCUCUUCAGUGGACUCUGAGCAUUAUUGAUGCUCGCGUUGGUUUGCACAGUUUAACCUAAAGUCAGUGUUGACCCUGGAUGAUGCAAGUGCAUUCGUCAGAUAUCUAAAAGGAGGAAGCGUGUCAUUGCUGCAGGUGAAGUGUUUGUCUUCUCACGUUUUUAGCCUGUAAAACAUUUGAGCGCGGCUGUUCUCCGUCCUGAGUCACCCCCUCCGUUAUCCUCUAAAAGUGGAGUAAGCGAGGGCGUGCAGGACGUUUCUGGAGAGGAACAGAUGGCGCCUGGAUGUUCAGUCGUGUUUUAUCUGUGAUGAUGUGACGGACCGACGGCGUAGGAAGGGUUCAGGUCGUGUGUGACGGUGACUCGGGGUCAAACGGGAUCCAGCGGAGAUGAAACAUUCAUUAGUUUCCCCCUCGUUGUUAAGACUUUGUGUUUGUGGGAGAACGAGUCGUCUGUGGAUAUGAACUUAUACACUCCGCUAACGGAAGCACUCCAACGCUGCGCGCUCUUAAGCGUAUCACUCAACUCGAGUACUGAAUUUGUGGUUCACUUAACAGACUGACGAUUAAUAUUAUUGAGCAGUAACUUAAUGAAUAAUUUUGAUAAGACUGAUGCACAGUUUUCAGUAUGUCUGGAAACGGUAAACUUAAAAACGUCCGUGUCUUUUGCAACGCAGGUUUUCUGAGAGAUUAACACAAAGUUAAAAUCCUUUUUCAACGAUGCAACAUUACAAAUGUUGACACACAGGGACAAAAAGCUCAGGAACUAACACUAACGCAUCAUAAUCAGCAAUAACAUUAGAGCUACCUUCACCCCCCCCCCCCUCCAUUUGUAUCUUACUUUUAAACCUGAAACGGCUGAUGUGCAACACGCACUGUCCCCCGAGCGUCGAUGAACCGAGGUCUCGGACGCCAGCUUGUCCCAACGUGCUGGUCGCUGCCAAAUAACUCCACCCGCCUCCUAAACGCCUCCCGCCAUGAGUCUCAAACCAACGUCUUGUCUCUUCACCGUGGAUGCACUUGUGUACAUUUGAGAAUGUUUAUUUAAUGUAAUUUAAAAAGAAAAACAACUUUUUUUUCUCAAAUCUACACAAAUAAUCUGAAUUCAGGUCGAGAGGUCGUUGAUCUGUGAUUCAGAGGGGCAGCCCUCUUCUGUUCCCUCCCUCCUUCGGACCCGGGACCAAAAUCUGCCAUACUUGUCUUUGUUUGUGAAGAGGCCGCUACCAAAAGAGUAUUUUGAAUACACUGUAAAGAUGUAAAUAACCCUAGAGAACUAUUUAAAGAGAAUGUUCAGUGGAAAAUGGCCUUUUUGUAAGUAUUUCCAUGAAUAAAGUUUCUAUUUUACACUGUGAAGGGCCAUGUAAAUAAAGUGUUCUGUAAAGAUGC
Cottoperca gobio is the source of this 4455-nucleotide messenger RNA. It is a transcript of the gene ints6, whose product is annotated as integrator complex subunit 6. The record is from RefSeq and is a predicted model, not a curated record. The transcript has 18 exons. Gene Ontology annotation, biological process: snRNA 3'-end processing. The coding region runs from base 325 to 2973 and encodes 882 amino acids. Gene Ontology annotation, cellular component: integrator complex. Lineage: Eukaryota; Metazoa; Chordata; Actinopteri; Perciformes; Bovichtidae.